Messenger RNA from Aspergillus puulaauensis, 453 nucleotides. RefSeq lists its product as uncharacterized. The transcript has a single exon. Lineage: Eukaryota; Fungi; Ascomycota; Eurotiomycetes; Eurotiales; Aspergillaceae. Bases 1 to 453 code for a protein of 150 amino acids. The record is from RefSeq and is a predicted model, not a curated record.
AUGACCACCCUUCUCAAAACCAUCCCAGUCAGUCUUCUCUCUGUUCUUCUCGCCCACGCUGCCUUCUCCCGCUUUUCGCACGGCAAGUUCGCACCAUGGUGGUACGCUUUUCAAAUAUACCAUGCACCAGACGAUGGGUCAACGGCUGCCAUUAUCACGCCUUAUAUCGACCUCCUUAUCAGCGUGGUUUUACUAUUUGGGAGACAGAGCCUAAGGAUCUCUGCUGCGGCCGUUAGCCUGCUCUUCUUCGUUAUAGGGCUGGCUAUGCAAGUUGCUGCCGGGAAGAAGUAUAUAGGGGAUGUUGCCCUCGUUGUACUUGGGAUUACUGCUGUUUGGGGGAUAUUGACGACAUCUGAGGAGACACGGGGCAAUCAGGCUUCAGCUUUCAGCAGAGGCUUCUGGGUUAUAUCUAUCUCCGCUGUGCUUUUCCAGCUUUUUAUAGCAUUCUAUUGA